This is a messenger RNA of Meloidogyne enterolobii, 394 nucleotides long. The record is from the annotation of a GenBank genome assembly. NCBI's taxonomy places the organism in Eukaryota, Metazoa, Nematoda, Chromadorea, Rhabditida, Meloidogynidae.
UAUGCUGGCUCUUGAUCGCAAUCGCGGCGUCGACCAAUUUGAGGAGGUUCGUUUUAUUCACGAACUUGAUCCGGUUGUUCUCUCUCGUGCAAAUCUCAUUCGACUGGCGGAGAAGGCAGAAAAUUUUGACGAACUUGUCAAAAACUGCUAUGUUCGAAUGUUGACAAAGACGGACAAAGUGACGUUCCACGCUAUCUAUCGUAUUAUUGGGGUUCCUAUUGGCAAGUCAAAGUAUGCGAAGCGUAUUCGGGUUGAUAAUCAGGCUGAACGAAUUCUUGAAAGUACCGCUGUGGAUCCAAUGACUCAAGAGGAAUUUGAUGUUUGGUACAAAAAUGCUAAACUCAAAACGGUUUCAACCUCUGCCCACAAUUCGUUGGAUCAGGCAGCGUUCUGA